GAUUUAUCAAAACUACCUCUCUCUCACUCUCAUCCAAAAUGCCCAAGUUCUUCUACGAUUCUGACGCUGAUCUCUCUGCUAUCCGCAACAAGAAGGUUGCUUUCGUUGGUUAUGGUAACCAAGGAUGCGCUCAAGCUCUUAACCUUCGUGAUUCUGGUUUCGACAACAUUGUUGUUGGUAACAUCGAUGAUGAAUACAAGCCCCGUGCUAUUGCCGAUGGUUUCCGCACUGUUUCCAUUAGCGAGGCCGUUUCCGAGGCUGAAGUCAUCUUCCUUCUCAUUCCUGAUGAAGAUCAACAACAAGUCUGGAAGGAUCAGAUCCGCGACCAUUUGCUUCCCAACGCCACUUUGGUUGUCGCUUCUGGUUAUGCUGUUGCCUUCGACCUUUUGGAACUUCCUGAAACCUUGGACGUUGUCAUGGUUGCCCCUAGAAUGAUCGGUGCUGGUGUCCGUGAUCGUUAUGUCGCCAAGGAGCCCUAUCCCUGCUUCGUCUCUGUCGAGAGAAACCCCAGCGGUAAGGCUCUCCAGACUGCCAUCGAUCUUGCAUGCGCCAUUGGUGCCACCCGUGGUCGCGGUGCUGUCGAGUCCUCUUGCCUUGAGGAGGCCGGUAUCGAUCUUUUCGCUGAACAAGCUCUUUGGCCUGCUAUCAACACCUGUUUCCUUCAAGCUUUCCAGGUGUUGAAGGGUGCUGGUUUCUCUGAUGAGGCCAUCUUGUUCGAUAUGUACCUUUCCAAGGAGCCUUCAGAAGUUUUCGAGCGUGCUUCCAACGUUGGCUUCUUCAAGCAACUCAAGUUCCACUCCAAAACAUCACAGUUCGGUCAACUCCGCGGAACCAAGAACAGCGACGGCACUGCCUUGAAGGCACAGUUUGAGAAGGUUUUGCACAAGGAUAUCUUGUCUGGCGAGUUCGCAAAAUACUGGUCCAACUCUCUUGCUGGCGGUGCUACUGAGCUUGAGCAAUUGUGGAAGGAUGUUGAGCAGGAGCCUAUUCAAAUCGCUGAGAACAACCUUGGACUUCAGAAGUAAAUUUUUCUAUACACACUAUUUUUCCGACGCUUUCACACCAUCACAACAGGAGCAUCUUACACUCAUACAGCAAAUAAACAUUGGUUCGUUUUUUUUUUAAUGACAAAGU
Molecule: messenger RNA, 1134 nt
Organism: Umbelopsis ramanniana AG
Lineage: Eukaryota; Fungi; Mucoromycota; Umbelopsidomycetes; Umbelopsidales; Umbelopsidaceae
Exons: 3
Coding region: 39-1025 (328 amino acids)
Biological process (GO): L-valine biosynthetic process
Molecular function (GO): ketol-acid reductoisomerase activity
Source: RefSeq, a predicted model, not a curated record